Wyeomyia smithii (pitcher-plant mosquito) is the source of this 1856-nucleotide messenger RNA. RefSeq lists its product as uncharacterized. The record is from RefSeq and is a predicted model, not a curated record. The transcript is spliced from 2 exons. Lineage: Eukaryota; Metazoa; Arthropoda; Insecta; Diptera; Culicidae. The coding region runs from base 93 to 1361 and encodes 422 amino acids.
UAAAGCCAGUUAUGCGAAAGCUUGGAGACAGCAACCAAAAAGACGUUGAGCUCAAAGUGUACUACUGUCCUUACUGUAACUCGUAAGCGAGAAUGCCAGAAGAAAUGUCCCAACUAGGCAACGGAGAAGCCACCGAUCUUCCGAAGUGGCUCGAUAAAAAAUACUUUGAGCAAACCUUGCGAAAAGUGAAGAACGAUUCAACAAUUGAGGUUCAAUCGGUGGAGGUGAAAUAUGCAUUUCCGAAGGGAGUAAACUAUGCGAGUGUAAUCUAUCGGGUACGAGUUAGUUUCCGUACUAAGGAUCAGUUAACGUGCAGCCGAAGUUACAUAGUGAAAGGGAUGCCGGUUGAAGCAAUGGCUAAGCAGAAACUUGGCGAGUAUAAUGUCCACGGGAAGGAAAUGGAUAUUUAUCAAGUGGUAAUUCCGGAGUUUAAACGGCUAAUGAAGUCGAUAGGUGAUCGCUCCUGCCAAUAUCCAAGCACUUUGUGUAUUGAUAGGGAAAAGGAAGUGAUCGUGUUCAAAGAUUUGUCACCGCUGGGAUACGUGAUGGUAGAUAGACUAGAAGGAUUGGAUGAGGUCCACACGAAAAUGUCACUCAAGUUAAUGGCAAAAAUGCACGCCAGUUCCCUUAAAUUGGCGGAAAUACGUCCAAAAAUUUUUGAUGGAUACAAAACCGGUAUGAUGACGCGGGAAACUGAUGCAUUUUAUCCUAUGUUUUACUCAAACUUAGAUGCUUUAACAGAAGAGAUAAAUUCUUGGGGUUCUGAUUGGCAUUAUUAUACAACCAAGCUACGACAGCUAAGACCUCAUUUCGUUGAACAAGGUCUUAAGGUAUUCGAUCAUCAAUGCGAGGAUGACCUACGUGUCCUAGUGCAUGGCGAUUUAUGGAUCAACAAUCUACUGUUCAAAUAUGAUGCCAGCGGAAGCCCGAUCGAUGUGAUACUACUGGAUUUUCAAUUUUGUUGCUACAGUACACCGAUUAUCGAUUUGUGUUACUUUUUCUUCACGUCAACCAAAGACGCAAUUCGACAGAACCACUUCGAAGAGUAUGUGCAAUACUACUACUAUCACCUGGCGAAAUACACAGCAAAACUUAAAUAUUCGAAAAAAUUCCCCACAUUGCAUCAAUUCCAGCAACAAUUGCUGAAAAAAAUGUUUUACGCCGUGUACUCUACCUUCAUAGCAUUACCCAUUCAAAUCAACGAGGACACAACCGAUGCCGAUUUCGAGGCACUGAUGGGGAACGACGAACGGGCAAAUCACUUUCGGCGGGUCAUUAUGGCGAACGUGAACUAUCACAAAAUUAUGAAAGGUUUACUGCCUAGUUUCGACCGUAAAGGUUUGCUGGACAAACUGGAUUGAUGGCGGCUGCGCUUGGCGACCUUUGGUGGUUGUUUGUUACUAUGGGUGGUUUGUAUCUAGUGCAUCCAGUGUCGCCAAGGGGAGAUAGGGAAUGUUUAUUCCUGAAGCCAAUUUUAAGUGAUAGCUAAUACAGCUUAGUUGAAACUAUGUAACGCUAGUUGAAAAAAGGUUCGACAGUGGCAAUCCAACGGUAUUACACGCAAAAGUUUCAUCCCUAACCGAUUAUUGUGUUCUUUCAAUUCAAGGUUUGUAAUCCCGGGAACGAUUUCCCGAGAAUUACCUAUACCCGGGAUUCCCGGAUCCCGGGAAUAGAAAUAUUGAUUCCCGGGAUUACCGAGCUCCUCGAAAAAUUUUCCAUACGAUAUUGCAAUAAAACUAAAUAUCGUAUCAAAACACGAAACUUACGCCGUAGAAGUGUAAAGCAGCCGUGUAAUAUCAAAUUAUUUGCUAAAUUUAUAUGUCAAAAAUAUAUGCAGUAAACGAUAAAUUAAGAAA